Rhinocladiella mackenziei CBS 650.93 is the source of this 2013-nucleotide messenger RNA. RefSeq lists its product as uncharacterized. NCBI's taxonomy places the organism in Eukaryota, Fungi, Ascomycota, Eurotiomycetes, Chaetothyriales, Herpotrichiellaceae. Gene Ontology annotation, biological process: intracellular signal transduction. The transcript has 3 exons. The coding region runs from base 1 to 2013 and encodes 670 amino acids. The record is from RefSeq and is a predicted model, not a curated record.
AUGCCCGAAGCAAAAGAUGUGCCUGUUGACGACUCCAUGACUUCGCCGGCUCACGACCUCCCUGCUGCUCAAGUUACCUUGUCCAAUUCCAACCCAUAUCUGUCUUCUACUUCAAACUCACCUCGUCUGGAGUCUUCUCGUCCACCUCACCACCACCACACCAGUUCCACCAGUAUCACUCAGAGUAAAAGCAGACGCUCCCUCGCAUCCCUGGCAAGAGAAAAGACUUCCAACGCUUUUGCCAAUUUAGCUGCUAUCGGAACAACUUCUACGCCAAGUCUGCGCUCUGCUACAUCAUCAGGAAGUCUGUCUAAACAGUCUACAUCUUCCGGUCCGGUGCGACCAAGUCUUCCUCGUUCGCCCACAUCUCCCGAAUUACAAACGGCGACGCAAUUGCGAAGAGCCAGCGGAGUUCCGCUACCUCCUCAAGAGUCAAGAAAUAGUACUACCGUCCCUCCAAUGACGACCCAGGAUCGGAACCAUGGGAAAAUGCACCAGACAUCUUCCAAAAUCUUGCGCAUGACCGAUGAUGAACGGCCCUUUACCCGAGACUUCAAAGACUUGUUCUCUACCCUCAUCACGAGUUUACCGCUCACGCCCCAUCGAGUCCGGUUUUCGAGAGUGGAGGAGACCUUUCUCUCGGAAGAGGCCAUCACCAAUCUCGGCUCCCUGAAAUUCUCUCAGUCGAAUCGCAUACCCGACCCCAAAAACCCUACACGAUGGGUCGUCACAACCACGACAACUACAUUCUCCAUGGCCAAAGAAAUGGCUCGUUCCGUUUGUCAAAGAUUUGUAGACGCUCGGUUGAUUGAGUCAGCCGAAAACAAAAAUGCCACCACCUUUGUCACCAAAGGCGCCGUCUGGCAACUAACGCCCAAAGGUUUGGCAAUUCUGCAUCGAUUUUGUAGCCGGAACGGAAUCAAUGCUCGUCAUAUCGAACCCCUUCUCAAGCGGAGUCAGAUGCAAAUGGUCUCCUUAGAACGAGACCCAACGACGGACAAGCUGGUUCAGGAUCGACCCACGGUUGAGAUCAUCUUUCGCAGGUUUAUGGGUUCCGAAGGACCGAAUUUGAAGAGUUCCACGUCAUUAUCCGAUUCAGACUCGGUGUCGGAAUAUGCCACCGGUCUUGUGGGUGUCAAGAUGGCCAAAGAACGACGGGUAUUGGACAAGACCGUCAACAAUACCUUCACGGGCAAAGCGGCUUCUGACUGGUUACUGGACUGUUGCACCACCAUCGAUCGCCGAGAAACGUAUGAGAUGGCAGAGUUAUUCGUCAAGUGGCAACUGAUGGCCCCGGUUGUGGAGGACAGAGCUUACAUUCGACUCAACCCGAUGGCGACUUAUUUCCAACCCACCAAACAUGCAAUCUACGCCAUCACCGAAAGAGGCCAACGAGUAUGCGGCUGGAUAGCAAGACCACCGAGUGUCGACAGUGAAGAUAGUCGCGAUACAAAGGACAAGGCGGCCCGGCUCACCAGAGAUUCCAAUGUCAGCCGAUUGAAUGUGAUUUUGCAGGAUGCGGCUCUCAGAUUACUGUUCAAAGAAUUCUUGCGGCAAUCGCUCUGCGAAGAGAAUUUACAGUUUUAUUUCGAUGUUUCUGAUUUCACAAAGACCUAUCGCAACCUGGAGAAAGACGGGAAGCUCAACAGAACUGAAGCCAUUCGGGAGACACUGGCUGCGGCCUACGGCCUUUACAAUUCUUUUCUGGCUUCCGGAGCUCCUUCAGAACUCAACAUCGACCACUCUCUGCGCAACCGUCUUGAUAGCCGGAUGAUUAGAACCAAUAUCGAUGACGAGUCGAUGAAAGAAAGUCUCGAGGAAGUGGUGGAAUUAUUCGAACUCGCACAAGCCGCCGUUUUUAAGCUGAUGGCCAGCGAUUCGGUUCCCAAAUUCCUUCGAGACCCAAGGAACGCAACAGUACUUCGGGACCAUGAAAUCGACUUGAUCGGCUCGAAUCGCGCAAUGUCUCCUGCUCCUGACCGAACAGUCAGUCGAUCUAACACGCGGACAUGA